Messenger RNA from Talaromyces atroroseus, 1644 nucleotides. RefSeq lists its product as hypothetical. Lineage: Eukaryota; Fungi; Ascomycota; Eurotiomycetes; Eurotiales; Trichocomaceae. Gene Ontology annotation, molecular function: oxidoreductase activity; copper ion binding. The transcript is spliced from 6 exons. The record is from RefSeq and is a predicted model, not a curated record. The coding region runs from base 1 to 1644 and encodes 547 amino acids.
AUGCAGACGCUGAACUGGAGUAUAACCUCGGGACAUCGACGACCAGACGGUGUUAGAAAGAAGGUGUACCUGAUUAACGGUGUAUUUCCCGGUCCUACGAUUGAAGCACGCUCAGGAGAUACACUGCAGAUUCUGGUGCGGAAUGAUUUGGAAGAUGAAGAAAUAUCAUUGCAUUGGCACGGUCUUUAUAUGAGAGGCGCCAAUACUAUGGAUGGUGCCACGGGAGUCACGCAAUGCGGCAUUGGACCUGGAAAAUCCUUUUGGUAUAAUUUCACUAUUUCAGAAGCCCAGUCCGGCACAUUCUGGUAUCACGCACAUUCCAACGUCCAGAGAGCAGACGGGUUGUAUGGAGGAUUCGUUGUUCAUCGGCCGGUUUCUCCUUCCUUUCCUAACGUGCGAGGACUGUUCGAAAAGCAUCGAGGUUUGAACGACAAUAUGUCGGGAGAAAUGCGAGUCCCAGAUAGCGUCGAGUACGUCUAUGACAAGGAGCUUCUCCUGAUGAUUGGCGACUGGUACCAUCGAACGGCUCAAGAUGUGGCCAGCUGGUAUCUAUGGUGGGGUUCUAGGGGAUAUGAAGGUAAGGGCUCCAUAACUGCAUUAUUUGAUCGAGGAAUGAGUACUGACAACCCAAGGUCCCUAACCGGAAUCACCCUCGGUGUUGCCAAAGGAAAGCUUGAAGUAAUUACCCUUGACGGCGGCAUUCCCGUGGAGACAAAACCUCAUGUAAAUGACAAGUCUUCAGCUGGAGUCCUCUUCCCAGGUCAGCGGAUGGACUUUAUCUUGCGACCACCCAAGGACCGGGGUGACCAUUAUUCAUGGAUAACCGUGAAAUUAGAUGAAUCUGACUUCAAAAUCGGAAACCCAGCUUUAGAGCCACUACAAUCGUUUCCAAUUCUCCUAUCACCCGUCUCAUCAUCGUCCUUGUUAUCAAUACAGCCCGACACCCUGGAAGAUGAAAAGAAUAUUAUAUCUUCCGAGUCGAAUAUUAUCGACAUUCAAAACCUUUCUUCAACGCCUACUAUCCUUGCUGCUUUACCAUCCAAAGCAGAACAAAUUCAUGUGGUGUACGCCAAAGUCGAGAAGCUGAGUCGUCUUCAAAAUAUCCCUCAUGGCUUUUUCAAUCGCACGACAUGGAAAAUGCAAAGUAACCCCGCGUAUCCACUUCUUGGUCUUGCCCGAAAUCAAUGGGAUAAACAUCAGCUUGCUAUUACGACCGGCGAUAGACCUGUAUGGAUUGACUUUAUAGUGAACAAUUUAGAUGAGGGGGCCCACCCAUUUCAUUUGCACGGCCAUAACUUUUAUGUUGUUGCGGUCGACCAGUCAGCCGAUGGCUCAACGUGGGGAUCAUACAACCCUUGGUCCAAGAACAAGAUCAAAAACGGGCCAUAUUUACAAGACGGCAAUAGCGAGGUAGUUCUCUAUGACCUGUCGAAAGCCGUCCUGCGAGACACCGUACAGAUACCCCGUCGUGGAUACGCAGUGUUACGCAUUCGAGCGGACAAUCCUGGCGUUUGGUUAUUCCACUGUCAUGUCAUGUGGCAUCUGGUGGGUGGGAUGGCCAUGCUGAUUGAUAGUAUGAAUGGAAGUGACGAUGUUGCCCACCAGCCAUGGUUGGCUGUAGAGGGAUCUGAAUGUCGUGUUUGA